AUGUAUUAUUUCCUUAAAUCAAAAGGGGUUGACUUGUGGGAUGUUGUAGAGAAUGGGCCAUUCACCCCAACUAAAAUUGUUGAUGGUGUGCAUGUAGCUAAACCUAAGGGUGAAUGGAGUAAGCAAGAGAAAAGAAGAGUGGCUUUAAAUGAUAAGACUAUUCAUGUUUUAUUUUGUGCAUUAAGUAGAAGUGAAUAUAAUAAAGUGUGUAUGAAGUCUACUGCAAAAGAAAUUUGGGAUGCUUUAGUGGUUACUCAUGAGGGUAUUAUUCAAGUAAAGGAGAAUAAGAUGGAUUCCCUUAUCUACCAAUAUGAAUUGUUCAAGAUGAAGUCGGAUGAAAUAAUAAGUGAAAUGUAUGAUAGAUUUGUGGAGAUUAUAGGAAGAAUUAAAUCUCUUGGGAAGACAUCCACAAAUGAGGAGCUAGUAAAGAAGAUUUUAAGAAGUCUUCCUAAGGAGUGGCUACCUAAAGUAACUUCACUCAAGGAUUCCAAGGACUUGAGCAAGGUACAACUUGAUGAGCUCUUAGGAAAUCUCAUUGAUUAUAAGAUGACCCUCAAAAGAGAGCAAGUGGAGGAACCAAACAAAGCCAAAAAGACCAUUGGCUUCAAAGUAUCUUCCAAAAACUCAAGUGAUGAAGAUGAUGAGUUUCAUGAGGAAGAAUUGGCUCUAAUGACAAGGAGAAUAAGGAAGAUGCUCUUCCAAAAUAAGAAAUUCAUCCCAAAGAGGAACUUCAAGAAGGACAAGGGAGAAAGUAGCAAGAGGGAUCCUCCCAUAUGCUUUGAAUGCAACAAACCGGGUCACAUUAGAACGGAUCAUCCCAAAUUGAAGAAGCCUUUCAAGAAGUUUAAGAAGAAAGCACUUAAAGCAAUAUGGGAUGAAUCAAGUGACUCCGAAGAUGAGGAGAUUGGUGAUCAAGUUGCCCAAAUGUGCUUCAUGGCAAUAGAGGAAAGCUCCAAUGAGGUAACUUUAAAUGAUAAUGUUGUUGAAUUUUCUUAUGAUGAACUAGUUAAUGCUCUUAAAGUUAUGAAUGAUGAACUAGAAUUAAGUCAUAAGAGAAAUAAACUUAUGAAAAGUGAGCUUGCUAGUUUAAGGAAGGAGAAUGAGACCUCAUCUAAGGUUGAUAGACCUUUGGAUAGUAAUGUGCAAAAAUCCUUAGAUGAGCUUUCAUUAGAAAAUGAGAAGUUGAAAAAUAAAAUUGUUGAGCUAAAAACUUUUCUUUCUAAAUUUGCUAAAGGAAAAGACAAACUUGAUGCAAUUUUGGACUCUCAAAGGUCUCCUAGCAUUAAGUAUGGACUUGGCUAUAGUAAAUUUACCCAAGCACCACCUUCCAAGACCAUCUUUGUUAAAGCAUCCAGUUCUAAUAAGCCUAGUUCCCAAGUGCCUAGUCCAAAGGUGUCCAAUCCUAAAGGAUAA
Messenger RNA from Hevea brasiliensis (rubber tree), 1413 nucleotides. RefSeq lists its product as uncharacterized. The coding region runs from base 1 to 1413 and encodes 470 amino acids. The transcript has a single exon. The record is from RefSeq and is a predicted model, not a curated record. Lineage: Eukaryota; Viridiplantae; Streptophyta; Magnoliopsida; Malpighiales; Euphorbiaceae.